Messenger RNA from Olea europaea var. sylvestris, 2351 nucleotides. Its product is annotated as alpha-glucosidase 2-like. The record is from RefSeq and is a predicted model, not a curated record. Gene Ontology annotation, molecular function: hydrolase activity, hydrolyzing O-glycosyl compounds; carbohydrate binding. Gene Ontology annotation, biological process: carbohydrate metabolic process. The transcript has 17 exons. NCBI's taxonomy places the organism in Eukaryota, Viridiplantae, Streptophyta, Magnoliopsida, Lamiales, Oleaceae. Bases 16 to 2169 code for a protein of 717 amino acids.
UUAGUAGUAUCUAAGAUGGCAAAUAAUGAAGGGACCACAAGCUCCAAUGUGCAAUCGAGUGAAAUGAUACCUGUUCCAAUUCUUGAGAAAGGAGUUUUUCGUUUUGAUUGUUCAGUGGAUGAUAGAAAUAAUGCAUUACCGAGCAUUUCAUUCAAAAAUCCAAAAUGCAGAGACACACCGAUUACGAACAGUGAUCUACACCCAACCUACACUCCUACAUUUGAAUGUGUUGAGGAAGAACAAAGAGUCAAUAUUGAGUUGCCGUAUGGCACCUCUUUUUAUGGAACUGGCGAAGUUAGUGGGCAGCUGGAGCGAACCGGAAAGAUAAUUUCUACUUGGAAUACUGAUGCAUACGACUAUACUGAGGAGACAACUUCCUUGUAUCAAUCCCAUCCUUGGGUACUAGCGGUUCUCCCUGAUGGAAAAGCAUUAGGGGUUCUUGCAGAUACUACAAGACGAUGCAAGAUUGACUUGAGUAAGGAAUCAAAUAUAAAGAUAAUUGCUCCAAUAUCAUAUCCUUUGAUCACAUUUGGUCCGUUUGGUUCACCAGCAGAUGCUCUCAUGUCUUUCUCCCGUGCUGUUGGUACUGUUUUUAUGCCACCCAAAUGGUCAUUAGGCUAUCAACAAUCUCGUUGGAGCUAUUAUUCUGAUCCAGAAGUUCGCGAGAUUGCAAGGAAAUUUCGUGAAAAAAAAAUACCUUGUGAUGUCAUAUGGAUGGAUAUAGAUUACAUGGAUGGUUAUCGAUGUUUCACAUUUGAUAAGUACCGGUUCUCGGAUCCGAAGUCUCUUGCAAGCUAUCUUAAUCAAAAUGGUUUCAAAGCAAACUGGAUGCUUGACCCAGGGAUCAAAUGUGAAGAUGGCUAUUUCGUCUACGACACUGGUUCUAAAAGAAAGAUAUGGACUCAAACUUCUUCCGGGGAGCUGUUUGUAGGUAAGGUGUGGCCUGGAGAUUGUGUAUUUCCCGACUUCACAACAUCAGAAGCCCGUUCAUGGUGGGCUAGUCUUGUCAAGGACUUUGUUACUAAUGGUGUGGAUGGUUUAUGGAAUGAUAUGAACGAACCGGCUGUUUGGAAGACUGAAAAUAAUACAAUGCCUGAGAGCAAUAUUCAUAGGGGAGAUCCAGAAUAUGGAGGCGAACAGAACCAUUCACACUAUCACAAUGUUUAUGGAAUGCUGAUGGCAAGAUCAACAUAUGAAGGCAUGAAACUAGCUAAUAAAAAUAAACGUCCAUUUGUCCUUUCUCGAGCUGGGUUUGUGGGAAGCCAAAGGUAUGCUGCUACAUGGACAGGAGAUAAUAGGUCUAAUUGGGAGCAUCUUCAAAUGAGUAUCCCUAUGGUUCUUAAUCUGGGGCUUAGUGGACAGCCAUUUUCGGGGCCAGAUAUUGGGGGAUUUAUUGGGAAUGCAACACCAAAGCUGUUUGGAAGGUGGAUGGGUGUGGGUGCCAUGCUUCCUUUUUGUCGUGGGCAUUCUUAUAAUUUAAGCAGUCGUCAUGAGCCUUGGUCCUUCGGAGAAGAGUGUGAAGAAGUUUGUCGAUUGGCAUUGAAGAGGCAAUAUAGGCUUUUACCUCACAUAUAUAAUCUGUUUUACUUGGCACAUACACGGGGUAUCCCAGUGGCAACUCCAACCUUUUUUGCUGAUCCCAAAGAUAUGGAGUUAAGAAAACAAGAUAAUUCAUUCUUGUUGGGACCAGUUCUUGUAUACGCCAGCACCAGCGAUGAUACUGCAUCAAAUCAACUGCAGCACAAGAUGCCUAAAGGAAUAUGGAUUAGUUUUCAUUCUAAUGAUUGUCAUCAGGAUUUGCCAACCCUGUACCUAAAAGGAGGAUCCAUCAUUCCUUUGGCUCCUCCUUAUCAAAAUGUUGGUGAAGCUAAACGUGAAGAUGACAUAACUCUGCUGGUGGCUUUGGAUGAACAUGAUAAAGCUGAAGGUUUUCUCUAUGAAGAUGCUGGGGAUGGAUAUGAAUACCUUGAUGGAAAAUACUUGUUGACAAAAUAUGUUGCUGAAAAGCAGUCUUCCACGGUAACCAUAAAAGUUUCGGAAACUGAAGGGUCUUGGGGGAGACCAAAGCGCCACUUAAACGUGAUAUUACUGAUUUGCACUGGUUCUGUGCUUUGUGCAUGGGGUAUUGAUGGGGAGUUUGUGCAAAUUCGGCUUGAAGAAAGUGCAUAAAGGUUGGUUUCAGCUGGAAGUUGACCGUCUGAAGUCUGAACUGAAGCCAUUCUUUGGAAGACAAGAAAAUGCGUCCAAUAAUUAUGUCCGAUUUCAUAUUUUGUUUUCCAUUACUGCAUGUGUGUACAAUAAAUUUUAUAUAUGAAAUAAUUCUGGUUUGUAAUAAGGGUAUAACCCCCCCC